GUCACUCUGUUUGGGGAGGCGCGAACCCUCAACCCUUCAGCGUCUACGAAGAGUUCGUGCAUAUAUUCGCGAGAUACUUUCGAUAAGUUGUGUUGUGUUUGGAGAGUUGUUUCCGAUCUUGGUGGAGUUGUAUUGGAUUUUCCUAUCGCAAAUGACGAAUAUCUGAGGUCGUUGAGGAUAUGAUAUAAACACCAAAUAAUCCUCACAGCCGACGAAGGCAAAUAGUUAACACCUCUACAGGGGCCUGCUUGAUAAUUAUGAAACAAUUUACCUCAUCGCCUGCAAACCACCCCCACCUUUAACUAAGUACAACUGCAUACAAGAGAAACUAUGGAGCUUGCAGUAGCUUCCAAUCGACGACUAUGGAUCGAAAGGUGCGAAAAUGGAAAUUAGAAACACUCUGGAGGUUCAAUUUGUUGAAGGAUUCAGGUGGCGGCAGUUUGUAUCGACGUAGCCGUGCAGCAUUGGAGCUACCCCCCAAGUGGAGCGGAUGCGGCUGAAGUAAUGCUGGGCCAACCCGUCCGCGCAGACCAUGCUUUCUAGAUGCGCGGCACUAUGCAGCCAUCGUCGCAGUGAGUUUAAUGCGCGUUGCCACAUCGUCUACGGUCGAACUGGGGUGUGGCUGUUCGUGGCCGUAUUGUGUUCGGUAAUCGGGCGGCAUCACGUGACGCGAGCUGGUCCUCCGCGAUAUAGUUCGCGUAUCGUCGAGAUUGAAACGGGCGCCAUUCGCGGCAUAAUCCUGGAAUUGAAUUCAAGACAUUUAGAGCCGGUCGAGGUUUUUAGGGGUGUCCCUUACGCGGCGCCGCCCGUUGGUCCCCUACGUUUUGAACCACCCCGUCCCCCAAUUCCCUGGCCCGGUACUAGAUUGGCCGACACUUUUGGUGCCGUCUGUCCACAAAAAUAUCCAGACGUAAGCAAUAAGACGGCCGCGUUGCAGACGAUGCCCAGAGGGAGGUACCAAUAUCUGAAAAAGUUGGUACCAUUGCUGGUCAAUCAGUCCGAGGAUUGUUUGUUUUUGAACGUUUAUGUUCCUGGAAGUGGCAAUAGAGGAUUGGAAGCACCCUACGCAGUCCUGGUUUAUGUCCACGGAGAAAGUUUCGAGUGGGGGGCGGGUCACCCUUAUGACGGUAGUGUGCUGGCCUCGUACGGUCACGUUAUAGUGGUUACUCUCAACUUCCGUUUAGGAUUACUCGGUUUUCUUCGGACGAAAUCGGGGUUAGGGGACGACCCGUCCGGAGGCGGAAAUUUGGGGAUCAAGGACGUAGCGGCAUCGUUACGCUGGAUUAAAACAAAUAUAGCGGCUUUCGGAGGCGAUCCAUCCAGGGUUACCCUAGUGGGGCAAGAUACCGGAGCGACCAUAGUUAAUUUACUAUUUCUGUCGCCUACGUCGAAAGGGCUCCUCCACAGAGUGAUUCUUCUGAGCGGUACAGCGCUUAGUCCUUGGGGUACUGUCCACAACGCUGACAAUCUCCGACUAAGCGUCGCAAAGCAAAUGGGUUGUUUACCUCAAGACUCCAAAGGAGACGACGGCGAAGACAUAGCUCCCUGCCUUCGAUCGAGGCCACUGCAAGCGCUCUUGGACGUGAACCUAGAAACCGUCCGGUUUAUGCCUAAAGUAGCUCCUUCGUUGCCGGUAGAUUUGGAAUCGACGGAUCCAGCUUACGCCAUGGAACACGCUAGCGAGAACUUCAUCACAUGCGAAGUGAUGUUGGGCACCACCACAACCGAAAGCUAUUCCGACUUCAACGCGAACGAUAUCCAAUACGGGUUCGAAGAAGACCAAAGGAACCGCGUGCUGAGAACCUACAUCAGAAACACUUACGUGUAUCAUUUGAAUGAGAUUUUUUCUGCGGUCAGAAACGAAUAUACGGACUGGGAUAAGCCCAUACCUCACCCUAUCAAUAUCAGAGACUCGACCAUGGAAGCGUUAAGUGAUGGGCAUACGGUCGCGCCCUUAGUGCGUGUUGCUUAUUUACAUGCGCGUCGGGGUGCAAAAACGUAUUUUUUUCAUUUCGGUUACCAGAGCAAGGACAGCGACUAUCCCCAGAGGUUGGGCACCGUGCGAGGCGAAGACCUCGCUUACAUCUUAGGUCAACCACUAGUCGGAGGUCAGCCGUUUUUCCCUCAAAACUACUCCCGGCAGGAUAUGGGCGUAGCGGAAGCGCUACUGAACUUCAUAAGCAACUUUGUUAAAAGCGGGGAUCCCAACGGACCAGGGAUUCACAAAGAAGUGCCCGACUAUGGAACUCCCAGGGAGAAAACGAGGUAUCGCGGACUGACGUGGGACCCUUAUGAGAUCGGAACACAAUAUUAUCUCAGCAUAACGUUGAAACCCAAAAUGAAGAGUCACUACAGAGGUCACAAAAUGGCCGUUUGGCUAAACCUUAUACCCCAACUACACCAACCUGGAGACGAGGAUGUCAAUAUGAGGCAUCACCACUUCUACGAGAGGGAACCCUAUUACUAUGCAGGCGCGGUAAGGGCCGAAUCGUUUACGAGGUUGCCAUCUAUUAUGCAUCCGGCUUCAAUGACGGAUUCUCAAAUCGUUGUCGGAGGAAGUGGCAGCAACACUGGCACAGAAUGCGUACCGCCUUCCACAACCGGUGACAAUGCAGAAGACGGAGAGGAAGAAAAAAUUGAAGACAGCGAAGAACUUUUGGAGCGACUAGCUACCAGACAUUAUUACAGCUACACGGCGGCAUUGGGUGUGACUGUAGGAGUUGGCUGUCUCUUGUUGGUGCUUAAUAUGCUAAUAUUCGCUGGGAUUUAUUACCAGAGAGACAGAGACAGAAGACGUCAAAACGAAAACCAUAAUGUGAUAGAUCGACAUUCAAGAAGCAAUUCAACCCCAUCCACGGAAACUAUACCGAUGUCUCAGAGGCCGUCGACACCGGGGAGCUCGACAAGGCAGUCGCCCAUACUCGCGAGAAGAGAAAAUCCUCAUCGAGAACUUCCGCCAUGUUACAAUACCAUACCGAGAAGUCAAACAUCGCACGAUUUUUACAAUGUAAGCGUGACCACGGCUCAGAACACCCUCAAAAAGGACAAACCUCAACCUCCGCUAAGGACGUCGAGCAAUCCUUCGGGAGGAGUCGUUAAAAAACGCGUUCAGAUCCAAGAGAUAUCGGUAUAGCAUUCGGAGUCCGGGAGUCGUCGACAAGUCGACUCCCCGAAUACGACAGGCGUCAAACCGGACGUGACGCCAGAUCGUGAGGACUUUGGUUCGUUAGACCAAUGCGAUUUGGUAUCGGUUCAGUUAUAAUAUUGCGAACAUUUUGGCGACGUUAUCGUGGUUGUGUUAGAAUAGGUCCUUUAACGCGCACCAUGUACAGGAUGUUUCGUUUUAGCGCCCUUUCUAUCGUUUUUAUUGGAAACGAAAAAAAGGAUAAUUUUAAUUUAAUUGUCUGAACAAUGAUGAUAAUAAAUAACUCUAUUGAUAGUAACAUGAAAUGUUUACACUGCAAAAAUUAAGUAGUUAGAAACAGUAUUAUGAACAGGGUAGAUUAAAACAAAUGAUAAUAGGACAUGCUCAUUUAAAAUCGGCUGUUGUUUUAAAAAGGAGUGCAGGAGACCAGAGAGAGAGACUAACUCUCAGAUUCAAGGUAUGUCUUUUGCACUUAGUUUUGGAAAGUUUUCUGAUGUAAAUAUUUCAUUAGUACGACACUGGAUACUCUACCAAAAAAUCGAAAUUUUAUUCUUCCCCAAAUUCGAUUAAAUUGUCUUCAGAACAAUUGUUUCCUUGUCCUAUUCUUUUCCUUUUCUUUUCCGUCUCUUCAUCCAGAAUUUUGUUUUAAUGUUAUUUAUACAGAGUUGGGUGUGCUACAAAUGGAGUUUUUCCUGGCUCAUACAAGUAAAACCGAAGAAAUAUCCAGUUAACCGAACACCUGCCGAAUGAUGGAUUAUUCCAGACCCUUCCAUUAAGAAGGCAUCCCGCUAACUUCCCUUUAUGUGUAUAGCCAAUACAAGUAAUUAAAUAUCAAAGAAAAAUCCACUUAUAUUUGAAAUCGCAAAAGAGGAACGAGUGAGUGGGAUGGUUUCAACUUUAUUCUCAAAUUCUAGUAAUUCAAAUAAAAACGAUAGGAUGAAUGUGGCGAAUUAUGAGCGAACCCUCGUUAAACGAAGUUGUAAGUAUAAUUUAUUCGGGACUGGAUCCAUAAACUUAUGAAAGUUAUGCGAGUGAUGAAAUUGAGAUAAUACUAGGGAAAGAGCAUUACAGCGUCAACAACUGGUCAGCGGCUACACAAAGAACUAGACACCAAAAAAAAAUCACGUCUUUUAAUUUGUUCAAAAAGUGAUCUAACAUCUUCGCGUUUCCGGCGAAAUGUUUCGUCGUGUCGACAUAGUUGGUCAAGUCCGUUGUCUAUAUUUUGUAUAAACACGUACAAUACUGCCCUAACUAAUUUAAGAUGUGAUAGAAUAUAUUUAAGAAUAUCUUUAAAUGUACAGCGUAUCGAAUAACAAGUUGACGUUUUUAUUUGUGAGAUAUACUAGAUGGUUAAGGUAUGGCCAUGCAUGAUAGCAAAAUGAGACAAAUAUUAAUAGUAGUAAUGGGGAUUGUUAUCUUUAUUUUGCUCAUUUCUACAGUUGGGAAAUUCCCGUAGUUCUGUUACUUCAUUUGGCUAUAUAAUUCUUACAUGAUCAAGCAAUAUUUUCUUUAAAUAUACGUAAAAAGUAAAAAUAACUUCUUAAAAAAUCUUCCUACUUACUUAGAAAUGGUAAAUAUAUAAAUUUGUUAUUUAAAAAAAAAUAGUCAAUAUGCAUUUUUUCAGAAGUACUGUUUCAAAAAAAAAUACUUACGCAUGUAAUCACGCACAUUAGACUAUUAUUUUCUACGUCCUAAAAAAGGAAAAAUAUACAUUAUCAAGUCACACAAAUUAGAAAAUCAAAUUAACAAUUUUUGAUAUCACAUCAAAGUACAUUAUUUAUAUAACCUUAAAUACAUAUUUUAUUUAAUUAUAAUGCGAUAAGUUACUUCAAGUUUUAAGAAUUUAGUUUUAUUUAUUACAGUCAAAAAAUUCAAAGAGAUAUAAAAUUGCCAAACAUUAUUAAAAAAAAACUACAAUUAACUGCCAUUAGUAUGGACAUAUAUGACAAGCAGAAUUUCCAUUACUACGCAUUUCUAUUCGGUACCAGCAACUUCAUACCCCCUCCCUCAGCAACUUCUUCCAAAAUUUAAUUUAUUUGUCCUGAUUGAUCAAAAUAUAAGUUCAUUAUGUAUCUUGGAAAAAUCUAAAGAUGUACCAGUACACUGAAAACACGGGCGUUAAACAUGAAAAGCUAUUUGCCAAUUUUGCAAAAUAUUUAUUCUCAAAAUAGGCGGGAGAAAAUGCUUCUCUAUAAUCUGCAAUAAUCAAUUUCGAUCUUCUGCCAAUAAAAUUAGGUAGAUAAUGGCAAAAUUUGUAUCGGAAGCGCACCAUGAAAUUUUGAUGAGUACUUUAUUUGGGUAACGCGAUUGGAUUUUAGAUCGUUUUUUAAGUUUUGCAAAAAAAUCGGCUUUGACUUUUUUUAAAGAAACACAGAGAUAAGAUAAGAUAUUGAUCACCCUGUAUUUUUUUAAUUUCUUGAGCUACAGAGUUGAUGUUUUACCGAGUUGUACAGAAAAUUAUAGAAAUAUCAUGUACGGUUAUGUUUCGCGUUUGUAUAAAUAUGUGAGCUUAUUUUUUUUCUCUCAACGCGUUUUUAAAAUAUGUACAAAAAUAGUUUUUUAAGUUUAACACCCCGUAUCUUUUUAACGAAGCCUCCUUUAUGUGGGGGUUACAUCAAAGAUGACGAAUCUUAAUUUUUAAUCACCGUUUCUCAUUGAUCUAUAAAUUUUCAUCUAUUAGAUAGUCUAUACCACAGUAGAAGAAAAAGGUACUACGUAAGUUAGAUUCGGUUGGUUAUAGAGGCCACGUCUUGAUCAGCACCUUAACUAUCUUUAGAUUAUUGAAUUUUAGUUAACUUAACGCCCAACUAUUACCCCUGCGUCAAUUCAAAUACGUUUACAUCUCAUAAGCACCGUAACGCUCAGUUAUUAGUUUCGAUCGUUUUGAAAUAAUUAUGCUGAUUGCACUUAGCCAAAAACGGGUCGUUUAAUUAGUAAAAUGUGUUAUCUAAUAGUGGGUUGAGAUAGCGAGAUAUGGUAUUCUAUAUUAAAUUUUCUUCGACAUACAGGGUAAAUGAUGAAAUUGCGCGUCACGUAUAGGUAUAUCAAAUUUUAUGUUAGGGUCGAUUUCGAUUCGCCGACUUUAAACUUUUAAAUUUCAGGCUGGCAUCUGCGGCAACUCCGACCGAUCAGUACCUGAGAAUUAUUUUGUGUUGGAAUCAAUAUUUUUGAGACAACACGCAUAUUUACAACAAACCAACACAUUCUAUAAUAAGCAAUGUUAAUAAAUAUCUCGUUUAAAUCUAUUUUAAAAAUGCUGGACACUCGAAAUGCAGGUAAACAAAAUUUGCGGAGUGAUUUCAGAGGUUUUUUUCUGCACCUCUAAAAAAAUUAGCAUCCACUUUUUUGCAUAUCUAAUUUUUAUCAUACGAAAACAAACAUCACCAUCUGCAAAUGCAGUGUCUGGUUUACCAUAUUGAAAAUACAAAAAUUAAACUAAGAAACAUGAAACAUGGAAGUAUGGAAGUUAGAGUCUCAAAUAUUUCUAACGCCAACCGUAGAAAAGUAAAUGUCAUGUAGAUAUUGAUAUUUGUGAUAUAUUUGUUAAUCUUUAGGUAAAUAUAUUAUAUAAAAUUAAUAAAUAAUCUUAAAUUAUUUCAAAUUAUCGCUCAUUGGUUAAAUUUUGUUCAUAGAAAAUCAGAUAUAAAUAAUUAAAAUUUUAUGAAAUUUAAUUUUUAAAUUUUAACAAUUAAUAAAACUGUUAAAAAAUAAACAAUACAUCGUGUUAUAUAUUUUUUACAAAUUAUAAGAAAAAAAUAAUAAUAAUCCAUAGUUACAGAGUGAUCACUAUCUGAGUUGUACAGAAUAUAUUGCGUUUUCAUAAUAAUUAAAAAUAUUGUAAAGAGAAGAUAUUGUGAGAGACAUAUUUCUGAAUGAAACACUUUUUAUACCUAUUGAUUUUUUUUAAACUCGUGAAAAUAAUUUCUUACUUAUUAUAAAAAAAUUUUGUACAACUCCCAGCUCUUAAUAAUAAAAUAUACAGGGUGGACGAUAUCUUAUAAAUUCUCUGUGCUUCUGAAAUCAGUUCACAAUUUUUCGAGUGUCAAUCAACUUAAGCAAAUUAUUUGUUCGAUUUUCGGUAAUUUUGUAGGCAAUAUUUAAACAACUCUUAGAAAUAUUCAUGUCCAACUUUUUAAGAUACUGCUCGAAAUCAACCUACCUAUGUAAAUUAUUAAACGUUAAUAAACAGUUACCGAUUUAAACAAACUCU
This is a messenger RNA of Cylas formicarius (sweet potato weevil), 7355 nucleotides long. Its product is annotated as neuroligin-4, Y-linked-like. The record is from RefSeq and is a predicted model, not a curated record. Gene Ontology annotation, biological process: synaptic vesicle endocytosis; neuron cell-cell adhesion; presynaptic membrane assembly. Lineage: Eukaryota; Metazoa; Arthropoda; Insecta; Coleoptera; Brentidae. Gene Ontology annotation, cellular component: cell surface; postsynaptic membrane; synapse. The transcript is spliced from 14 exons. Bases 533 to 3133 code for a protein of 866 amino acids. Gene Ontology annotation, molecular function: neurexin family protein binding; signaling receptor activity.